AUGGGAGCGGUUUUCUGGUUGGGUAACGACACCCUGCGAGUGUCUGCCGAACUUUUCGCAGAGAACCGCCGGCGUCUGUGCCUCGGCUUGAAGGCCAAGGAGGGCGUCGAAGCCUGCUCGGUCGUGGUGCUUCAGGGCGGCGAACAACAGCAGCGGCACUGCACCGACACGGACGUCCUCUUCAGACAGGAGUCUUUCUUCCAUUGGGCCUUCGGAGUGACUGAAGCUGACUGCUAUGGAGCCAUUGAAGUGGACUCGGGGAAAUCCAUCCUGUUUGUUCCGAAACUGCCUCAGAGCUACGCCACUUGGAUGGGAGAGAUUUAUUCCAAAGACCACUUCAAGAAGAAGUAUGCUGUGGAUGAAGUGUGCUAUACCUGUGAUAUCGCAGAAGUCCUGACGAACCUGAAACCAUCUGUGCUGCUUACACUGCGUGGACAGAACACAGACAGCGGGAGCGUCAGCCGUGAAGCCUCCUUUGAAGGAAUUAGCCAAUUCCAGGUGGACAACAUGUUGCUGCACCCAGUCAUCGUGGAAUGCCGCUUGAUUAAGACGGACAUGGAGCUGGAGGUUCUGCGGUACACCAACAAGGUGUCCAGUGAAGCCCACAAGAUGAUUAUGAAGAGUGUGAAACCCGGACAGAAAGAAUAUGAAAUGGAAAGCCUGUUCCAGCACUACUGCUACUCGAAAGGAGGGAUGCGCCACACUUCGUACACGUGCAUCUGCGGAACGGGCAACAAUUCCUCAGUUCUGCACUACGGUCACGCUGGGGCUCCAAACGACAAAACCAUAAUGGACGGUGACAUCUGCUUGUUCGACAUGGGUGGCGAAUACUACUGCUACUCGUCAGACAUCACGUGCUCCUUCCCCGCCAACGGGAAGUUCACCACUGACCAGAGGGCCAUAUACGAGGCUGUCUUGAAGGCCUCCAGAACAGUCAUGGCCGCCAUCAAACCAGGUGUGAAGUGGACUGACAUGCACCGUCUGGCUGACCGGGUCCACUUGGAGGAACUGGUGAAGGUGGGCAUCCUGAAAGGCAGCGUAGAAGACAUGAUGAAAGUCCACCUGGGUGCCAUUUUCAUGCCUCACGGUCUGGGACAUCUGCUGGGGAUCGACGUGCACGAUGUGGGCGGCUACCCCGAGGGCGUCGAGCGUAUCAACGAGCCCGGCUUGAAAAGUCUACGGAUGGGUCGCCUGGUCCAGGAGCGAAUGGUGCUCACUGUGGAGCCUGGCAUCUACUUCAUCAACCACCUGCUAGAUCAGGCCAUGGAGGACCCUGCGAGGAGCUGCUUCAUCAACAAUGAAGUUCUCAGUCGUUUCAGAGGAUUCGGCGGCGUUCGCAUCGAGGACGACAUCGCCGUCACCGCGGACGGCAUUGAACUGCUUACCUGCGUCCCCAGGACCGUGGAAGAGAUCGAGGCCUUCAUGAGCAACUCGGAUAAUAAGCAUUUCAGCCAAAAAUUCUGA
This is a messenger RNA of Nerophis lumbriciformis (worm pipefish), 1464 nucleotides long. The record is from RefSeq and is a predicted model, not a curated record. Lineage: Eukaryota; Metazoa; Chordata; Actinopteri; Syngnathiformes; Syngnathidae.